Messenger RNA from Melospiza melodia melodia, 783 nucleotides. RefSeq names its product olfactory receptor 5V1-like. Gene Ontology annotation, cellular component: membrane. Gene Ontology annotation, biological process: G protein-coupled receptor signaling pathway. The transcript is spliced from 2 exons. Gene Ontology annotation, molecular function: G protein-coupled receptor activity; olfactory receptor activity; odorant binding. The annotation marks the transcript as partial. Lineage: Eukaryota; Metazoa; Chordata; Aves; Passeriformes; Passerellidae. The record is from RefSeq and is a predicted model, not a curated record.
AUCUCCUACACUGGAUGUGCUACACAGCUCUUUUUCUUUCUGUUCUUCAUUGGAGCAGAGUAUUUCCUCCUGACCAUCAUGUGCUACGACCGCUACGUGUCCAUCUGCAAACCCCUGCACUAUGGGACCCUCCUGGGCAGCAGAGCUUGUGCCCACAUGGCAGCAGCUGCCUGGGCCAGUGGCUUUCUCUAUUCACUGCUGCACACGGCCAAUACAUUUUCCCUGCCCCUGUGCCAUGGCAAUGCCCUGGGCCAGUUCUUCUGUGAAAUCCCACAGAUCCUCAAGCUCUCCUGCUCACACUCAAACCUCAGGGAACUGGGACUUCUUGCUGUUGGUGUCUGUUUAAGUUUUGGCUGUUUUGUGUUCAUGGUUUUCUCCUAUGUGCAGAUCUUCAGGGCCGUGCUGAGGAUUCCAUCUGAGCAGGGACAGCACAAAGCCUUUUCCACCUGCCUCCCUCACCUGGCUGUGGUCUCCCUGUUCAUCAGCACAGCCACAUUUGCCUACCUGAAGCCCCCCUCCAUCUCCUCCCCAUCCCUGGAUGUGGCCCUCUCAGUUCUGUACUCAGUGGUGCCUCCAGUCCUGAACCCUCUCAUCUACAGCCUGAGGAACAAGGAGCUCAAGCGGAGGAGUUGUUCUGUCCAGCCCCUUCGGCCCCCCCACCGCUUCCACCAGCCGCCCCGCCGCCUCAAGCCGAGACGGUCCCUGUUCCAGAUGGUACUGGAGACGGCGCCGAACACGCGGGACCCUCGGAGCAGUCUGUGGCUGCUCCUACACCCAGCGUGA